This is a messenger RNA of Yarrowia lipolytica CLIB122, 1239 nucleotides long. The record is from RefSeq and is a predicted model, not a curated record. Lineage: Eukaryota; Fungi; Ascomycota; Dipodascomycetes; Dipodascales.
AUGUCUACCAAGGCUCUUAUUCUCGUUGGAGGCGGUACCCGAGGAACUCGAUUCCGACCUCUGUCUCUGGACACUCCUAAGGUUCUCUUCCCCGUUGGAGGCAAGCCCAUCCUCAGCCAUGCAGUCGACGCCGUGGCUUCCCUCAAGGAUGUCAAGGAGGUUCUCCUCGUUGGUUUUUAUGAGGACUCUGUCUUUUCCCAGUUCAUUGCUGACACCAAUAAGCAGUACCCCAACCUCAGCAUCAAGUACCUUCGAGAGUACAAGGCUAUGGGCACUGCCGGUGGUCUCUACCACUUCCGAGAUGUCAUUCUCAAGGGUAACCCCUCCCGAUUCUUCGUCAUCCAUGCUGAUGUCUGCUGUUCUUUCCCCCUCAAGGAGAUUGAGGAGUUCUACGAGGAGAAGAAGGCCAAGUAUGUCAUUCUUGGCACCACUGUCCCUGCUGCUGUCGCCAACAACUUUGGUGCCAUUGUUACCGACCCCGAAACUCAGCGAGUUAUCCAUUACGUUGAGAAGCCUGAGUCUCACAUUUCCAACCUGAUCAAUGCUGGUGUUUACCUUUUCGACCAGACCAUCUUCGACACUAUCGCUGCUGCUAAGAAGGUGCGAGAAGAGAAGGCCCAGGAUCCCUCUUUUGUUGGUGAGGGCGAUGAGGACCACCUCCGACUUGAGCAGGAUAUUCUCGUCCAGCUCCCUGCUACUGACGCUUUCUACGCCUACGAGACCAAGGACUUCUGGCGACAGAUCAAGACCGCUGGCUCUGCUGUCCCCGCCAACGCGCUUUACCUGCAGCAGGCUUUUCAGGCUGAUCCCAAGCAGCCCGGUCUUCAGGCUCCCUCUGCCAACAUUGUGCCUCCUGUCUACAUUGAUCCCUCUGCCAAGAUCGACUCUACUGCCAAGCUCGGCCCCAACGUGUCCAUCGGUCCCCGUGCCGUGAUCGCCGCUGGUGCUCGAAUCAAGGACUCUAUUGUUCUCGAGGGUGUCGAGGUCAAGCAUGAUGCCGCCGUGUUCCACUCUAUUCUUGGUCGAGGAUGCAAGAUUGGAUCCUGGGCCAGAAUCGAGGGAUCCGCUGUUGCUCCCAACGACCACUCCGAGACCCUCGUUAAGGAUGGCGCCAAGAUCCAGUCUGUGACCAUUCUCUCUUCUGACGUUAAUGUCUCCGAGGAGGUGCAUGUUCAGAACACUAUCGUUCUUCCCCACAAGGACAUCAAGAACGAUGUUGUGAACGAGGUGAUUAUGUAA